Stylonychia lemnae is the source of this 1956-nucleotide messenger RNA. The record is from the annotation of a GenBank genome assembly. Lineage: Eukaryota; Ciliophora; Spirotrichea; Sporadotrichida; Oxytrichidae.
AUGUAAGAUUUCUCAAACAACAACAUCAACGACACUCAGAAUUCGAUGAACUUCACUUUUUUUGUUAAAUCUACAGGUUCUUUUAGAAAGCUCGCUGAGGACUUGCAUAAGCGUACUAAGUCCUACUAGCAAACUAACUUCAAUACAAAGCUUAAUAGAAAUUCUAUUUCGGAUUUAAUACUCUCAUCAAACUCAGUUCAUAAUUAGCAUUAUCCAGAAUAAAAGGAAACUGAAACAUUUGGAAACUCAGAUAAAGAUCAUGAACUUAGAGAUUUGCUUCUUAAAAAAGAUAAUACACAUAGUAUGAAGGAUACAUUCAGAGAAACAUUCAAUGUUGAUAAUACCUCAGUUAUUGAAUUCAUCAAGUAAUAAGAGAGGAGAUACAACGUAUCAAAGAAUCAAUAAAGCAAUUUUAAGUAAUAUGAAUAUGCUGGUGGUGUAGCUUAAAGUCAUAGGCUUAUCCCAACAAAUUAGAUGACUAUUUCUAAUGCUAAUGAAAGUACUUAACUUCCACCAUCUGAAGUAAGAAUUGAUGAUAUUUUCGCUGAUAGGAGUGGUAAUAGAAAAUUCAAAAACAAGUAUAAUCACCUUGAGAAGAACAUCUAGAACUUAAAGUAUAUCAAUAAAUCAUCAAAUCAAGUCCCUUAAAUUAGACCUCCUUCAGGUCUCAAAAAGACUAAAUCACAUUCAAACCUUUAAAAAUUUUAUCCAAUUAAGUAAUAAUACUAGUUUAAUAUCAGUGAAAAUCCUGAUCAAAACUAUCUUAAUAUAAGUGAAACAUAAUAGCCAUAGUAAUAUUAUUAACCUGCAUAUAACCCAAAAAUAAAACUCAAAACUAUAAAAAAGCCUUUAAUUCCAUUAUCUAAAUUGCCUCCUGAAUUCAUUAUGAAUAAAAGAAUGUCUAGAAAUAAAUCAUAAGAGAUGUUUGCUCUUAACGAUAUUAUUGAUUUUUCAAAAAGGGAUCGUGACCAAACUAGAAAUGAACUUCAAAUUAAAUUUACCAGAGAGGCUAACUUAAAUCAAAGAAUAGAUUCAAUAAUAAGUUAAAAUAUGCUUAACAUAAAUGACCCAGACCUCUAUCAAACUAUUGUAUUAUAAAAAGAAAAAGAUAGAAUGGUAAAUGAGAAACUUAAAAAUACAUUAGGAUUCCAAUCUAGGAAUCGAAUGAUUGAGAGUGAAUCUUUCAGGAGUCUGAGUUCAAGUAGAACAAGUCUAUAUAUUGAUAUUAAUCCUAUAAAACAAAUUCAUAAUGAAGAUAGAACUAUUAAUCAGCAGUUGGAUACAUUUUAUGAAACAAAUGGUAUCUCUAAAAAGAGAAUGAGCAAGCAAUACUAAUCAAAGUCAGUCUAAAAGUCCAGAUAAUAAUCAAGCAGAUAAACUGAUCUUGAUGAUGAAGAACUAGAACAUAAAAUAAAAAAACUUCAUCUUAAGAUUAGAAAGACUCAUAAAAGAAAAUUACAAGAAUUCAUCGAAAAUCAUAAUAGCCAUAUUGAGGAGAUAACUAAUAUAAAGAAGUAGCAUUAAAAGAAUUUAGAGGAUAGAUUCAAUUAUAAGGAGUAGGAUUUGGAUUAAGAAAAAAUCAUGAAAUAUGUGCACCAUGGCAAUUGUGUAGAAGUUUACAUAGAUGCAGUUCAGAGAAAGAAUAGUGUUGAAUUCCUAAACUCAAUUAGAGACUAAAAUGGUAACACUCUAUUGCACAUUGCUGUAAUGGAAAAUAAUUAUGAUAUGGUAGAACUUCUGAUGUUUUUAGGGCUUGAUAUAUACCAGAAGAAUCUCAAUAAAAGAGAUGCUGAAUAUUUAGCAGACGAGUAAAGAAGAUAGGACAUGAUGAACCUAUUUAGAUUAAAAAAGAAUAAAAUUAAUCCAAAGUUCAACCUAUGGAAAAUCAGAGAGUAUGAUAGAGUGUUCAAAUUAAGAACCACUCUUCAUAAUAGAUACUAAAAUAUGAAAAUAUGA